This is a messenger RNA of Ipomoea nil (Japanese morning glory), 366 nucleotides long. RefSeq lists its product as uncharacterized. The transcript has a single exon. The record is from RefSeq and is a predicted model, not a curated record. The coding region runs from base 1 to 366 and encodes 121 amino acids. NCBI's taxonomy places the organism in Eukaryota, Viridiplantae, Streptophyta, Magnoliopsida, Solanales, Convolvulaceae.
AUGGCACGUUUCUGCAACAAUAAUAUUGGGGCGACCGCUGCCCUCCUCCUGUCACUCUUCAUCUUGGCCGAAUCUCUGUCUACUGCGGCACCUACCCACAGCACCAACUCCGGCCGGAAGUGCGGUGGCGCCGCCGAAUGCACUGUUAGCGCCGCCGGAGGUGACGGUGGAGAAGAGUUUCUGAUGGAUUCCCAGACUGCUACCUGGCUUCUUAGUUCACUCCAAGACAACACUCAAAAGAUUUCCUACAAAGGCCUGCAGAGACCACCGGUGUGCGAUGCGAAGAGAUCUGGCAGCUGCCUGGCCGACAAGGUCAACGGUGGUAAUAAUAAGUGUGACUUUCACAACCGGUCUUGUGUUCGUUGA